Messenger RNA from Diversispora eburnea, 1176 nucleotides. Lineage: Eukaryota; Fungi; Glomeromycota; Glomeromycetes; Diversisporales; Diversisporaceae. The record is from the annotation of a GenBank genome assembly.
AUGGAUAAUGAUAAUGAUCACGCUAAUUUAAUCAACGAUUUUAUAGCUGUAGCCUCUUGUGAUGAACUGCAGGCUAAAUUUUAUCUGGAAGCUAAUAACUGGAAUUUAAAUGAGGCAUUAAGUAAUUUUAUUGAACAACAAGAGACUGGAGAACAGGAAACUGUAGCUUCAAGCUCAAGCGGACCAAAUUAUGGAACUGAUUCUUUUGUUCCUCCGGUCACUGUCCCUGGUUCUUCGGCUCCUAGCUCUCGUUUUGCAACUCUACGUGAUCUAGACGAGGAAGCUUCUGAGGAAGAGGAUGACGAAGAGCGCGAGAACUUCUUUGCUGGAGGAGAAAAAUCUGCGGUUUUUACACAAAAUCCAAACGUAAAAUCAUCCACAAAUUCAUUAGUUACCGAUAUUCUGAAAAAAGCUGCCGAAGGUGGGCGUCAUGUCGAAGAACCUGAGGCUAUCACUGCAGCUCCACGUUCAUUUUUCACUGGCGCUGGAUAUAAACUAGGUAGCGAAGAAGAACCUUCGAUUAAAAUUGAGAAUGAGGGUUCUUCAACCUCAUCAACCGAACCUCAAACAACGGUUGUUCGACAUUUAACAUUUUGGAGAAAUGGAUUUAGCAUUGAGGAUGGUCCUCUAAUGGCUUAUAAUGAUCCCGCAAAUGAAGAAUUUUUGAGAGCUAUUAAUAGCGGUCGGGCACCUUUGGCCUUAUUGAACGUGAAGCAAGAUCGACCUGUAGAUGUUCGCGUUACUAGAAGAUUAGAUGAAGACUAUAAGCCUUCACCAAAGAAACCUUCCCAACCAUUUUCAGGUUCAGGUAAAAGGCUUGGAAGCCCAACUCCUGCAGUAAUUUCAAACACGCCUGGCGCAUAUCCUUCAACCUCUUCGACCUCAAGUGCAGCUAGCGCAUCAACACUGAGACCAUAUGAAUUCGAAGUUGAUGAAUCAUUGCCAGUAACAUCAAUUCAAGUUCGAUUGGGGGAUGGAACAAGAAUGCUUGCUAGGUUUAAUCAUACACACACAGUCAGGGAUAUUCGUAAUUUUAUUAAUGCUUCGAGAGUUGGUGAAGCAUCGCGUAACUACGUUUUACAAACAACAUUCCCUUCAAAAGAACUCAGUGAUGAAUCGUUAACCAUCUUUGAAGCAUCUCUUUUAAAUGCUGUUGUUGUACAAAGAUAUACAUAA